AUGUCGGCGCUGUUCAACUUCCAAUCGUUGCUCCUUGUCAUCCUGCUCAUGAUCUGCACCUGUACAUAUGUACGAGCUGUCGCACCAACACUCAUAGACAGAAAUAAGGAGGGAUUUCUUGGUUUAUUCUUUAUGUCGGCACGUAUCGGGGAACGGCUAUCACCAUAUGUUGCAAGUGCGUUCCUCCCGACCACGGGCGCGCCAUCGUCCCUCGCGUUGCGGUCGCUGUCAGCAAUCCCCUCUUCGGCUAUAGCGUGUGUGCACCAUGUUCGUGCACUCUAG
Molecule: messenger RNA, 282 nt
Organism: Peniophora sp. CBMAI 1063
Lineage: Eukaryota; Fungi; Basidiomycota; Agaricomycetes; Russulales; Peniophoraceae
Source: the annotation of a GenBank genome assembly